Sphaerodactylus townsendi is the source of this 1843-nucleotide messenger RNA. Its product is annotated as zinc finger protein OZF-like. Lineage: Eukaryota; Metazoa; Chordata; Lepidosauria; Squamata; Sphaerodactylidae. The record is from RefSeq and is a predicted model, not a curated record. The transcript has 5 exons. Gene Ontology annotation, biological process: regulation of DNA-templated transcription. Bases 399 to 1673 code for a protein of 424 amino acids.
GGAAAGACCCCUAUCUCGUCCAUGCUGGGAGUGGUGUUGCAUUCUGGGAGAGAGCCGUGCCAGAGGUCUGGGAUCGGGAGCCCCUGAACUCAGAAGUCCUUUCCCGACACUUCCGGCAGUCCCGCUACCGUGAUGCCGACGGGCCCCGCGAGGUUUGCAGCCGGCUCCAUGGACUUUGCAGUCACUGGCUGAAGCCGGAGAGAAACUCCAAGAAGCAGAUCCUGGACCUGGUGACCCUGGAGCGGUUCCUGACCAUCCUGCCCCACGAAAUGCAGCGCUGGGUCAGAGGGUGUGGGCCGGAGAGCAGCUCCCAAGCGGUGGCCCUGGCUGAGGGUUUCCUCCUGAGUCAGGCCGAGGAGAAGAGGCAGGCAGAAUAGAGGUGGGGUCCAUCCGAGAAGAUGGAAGCUGAGUUGGAAAGAGCUCCGCUGGAGGAAGGGCAGCCGGGCCAGGGCCAGGAAUGUGUCCCAGAUGCCCUCUCACCUGGCAGUGAAGAGACACUCUUGAUCCGCCCUCUUUGCAGAGACAUGGAAACAGCUGCAGCACUCCCAGUCCAGCCUCUGAUUUCCUUUGGGGAGGUGGCCGUGUAUUUCACCGAGGCAGAGUGGGCGUUGCUGGAUCCACACCAAAGAGCUCUUUACGAGGACGUCAUGCUGGAGAACUACUGGAGCGUGGCCUCUCUGGCACACGCCAGGGAGAUGGUUGGGGGGCUACAGGGGUUCUCUGUGGAAGAAGGCAAGGAUGAAGAUUCCAAAGAAAACUUCCGGGGCAGAGGUGGACCACAGAGUCAAGAGGGAAGUCAUGCAGACCAGAGAAAGGAUACACCCAUUCUGUCCACUGGCGGAGGCUUCAGUGAAAUCCCAGUCCAAGAAGUAAGGUCAACAAAAAGAAGAAGGAACGAAGGCUUCCACGCUGACCAGAGAAUCAACUCCAGGAAAAACAGCAGUGAAAGUGUACCCUUUGAGAUCCAUUUGCAAAUGCACAGAGUAAAGAAGAGCCAUAAAUGCUUGAAUUGUGGAAAGAGGUUCCUUUGCAGAGCAGAGCUGCUUAGACAUCAGAGAACACAUAAUCAAGAGACAACUUACAGCUGCUCUGACUGUAGCAAGAGCUUCUCACAAAGAUCAGACCUUUUUCAGCACCAAAGGACGCAUUCAGAAGAAAAGCCAUUAAUCUGCGUAGAGACACAAAUGACCUUCUCUGGGAGAAGAAAGGGUAAUGAUGUACACAUUCCAAAGCAUGGCACAAUAAGGGCACAUAAAUGCUUUAGGUGCAGAAAGUUCUUCAGCUACAGAUCACAGCUCCUUGUGCACCAAAGAACCCACACGGGAGAGAAACCUUUUGAAUGCAGAGAAUGUGGAAAGAGAUUCACACGUAGUACUACUCUCAAACAGCAUCAAAUAAUUCACACAAAGGAGAGACCUUUUGAAUGUUCUGUGUGUUUAAAGAGAUUCAGUCAAAGUAGCCAUCUCUAUGUGCAUCAAAGAAUCCACAUGAAGGAGCGGCCUUUCGAAUGCCUAGAGUGUGGAAAGAGAUUCAGUCACAAUAGCACUCUGUGUGUGCAUCAAAGAACUCACACAAAGGAGAGACCUUUUGAAUGCUCAGAGUGUGGAAAGAGAUUCAGUCGCAGUGCCCAUCUUCAACAGCAUCAAAGAUCUCACACCAAGACAGAGGUAUAGCUGGGCCACACUGCGCCUGAUGCGCAAUGUGUUUUUUCCAGCCCUCCACGAACCCCCCGCGGCACACACCACCACCCUUCCCACACUUACCUAAAUUCCUUUUUUAUUUCUAGUACUUUUUGUGGCUGAAAAAAGCAGCCCCUUCACAGUUCAGGGAAAAAACUGCCUGA